UAAUGAAGCCGCACUCAAGCACCUUUCUGAUCCUUCUCCUCGUGGCUUUCAUCGCUGGGACAGUCUUGGCUCUUCCUUCAACGUCCCAGAGGAGCAGAGUGAGACGUCAGAACAUGAAGGUUCGUAUCAGUACCAAAGGAGACACCAUAGUGAUGAAGUUUCUACGACCUGACACAGACACUAAGCUGGAGGGCUACAUCCUGGGCUACGGCAGCAGCAUGUUCUCCAAACAGUUCAUUCAGCUGCCUGACAACGGACUGCCUUAUGAGACAGAGUUUGAUGCUGAGCCCAAGUACCUUAUAGCUGUCCAGCCUAUUCUUACUAAUGAUGUGAAAAAGCAAUGUAAAGGUAAAGUACAACUGGAGAAGCCGCUGCAUCUUGUCAUUGGGUCGGUGACGCCCUCAUCAGUCCUCCUGUCCUGGGGAACACUGCUGAAAACCCCCUAUGAAGGAAAUAUUAUGAAUGAUUGUUUAGAAGAUGGACACUACACAGUUCGGUACCGUGAGAAGAACAGGAAGUGGAACUACCAGACCUGCCCAACAAGUGACACGAUCAUUGACAAUCUGAAGCCAAACACGGUCUAUGAAUUUGGAGUCCAGCCUAACUCUAAAGGCGGCACCGGAACGUGGAGCAAGCCGGUAGUUCAUAACAUCAGCUCACCAGUCCUGCAGAAGAAAGUCGUCAGGAAGAUCUUUAAACGCCCUGUCAGUCCUGUGAAACCCUUCACUCCUGGUCUGCAUUCAUUCCCGUUUCCUCCUCAACAUGUUGCUCAAAACAAGACCCAGGCCAUACAGCCCGUCUCCCAGAAUAUACCGAUAAUCCCACAAACAACUCUAGCUUCUACCACAACUGCUAGACAGGAAUUUCCACCAACUGCUGGACCCAGAUUGCCUGUGGUCAACAAACAGCCGACCGAGGUCCCUCUAGUUCCCAAGCUUUGUCCUGUCACGGCCACAGUGGCAUCUGUGCCAGUAUACCAAGACAAACUGGAAAACCAUGGAGGCCAUUCAAAACAAAUCUCCAAGUUUCAACCUAAUGCACAAACUAAACCAACACAACCAAUGGCUCUACAGCCUUCAGCAAAUCCGUACAUCGAAACUAUGCCAGAAGCACUUACAACAUUCCACUCAGAAAUCCAGACAAAGUCACAACCCCAAGAAACAACUCAGCCUUUACUGCAGACCCACUUUCUGUCCUCACCUAAACCAGAGCCACAUCCUCAAUCACCUGUACCUCCGUAUGAACCAAAGUCUCAACCAACACCAAAGACCAACCGCAAAUUCUCUUUCCCAACAGAACUGCAGCUAAAGACUCAGAACAAGCUGCAGGUACAAUUUCAACCAGAUCCUUUGCCCACCUCAAUGGCACAUCGUCAAACCAUUCAGCCCACACCGCAGAACACACUCUAUAAGCAAGAAACACCCACAACACUUGACACCCAUUCUUCAAUUAGGCCACAAACCCACACACAACCUCAACCACAGAUACCACAAACAAAGUCAACCCAACUGACAGAAAGACCAAAAACAGUUUUUUCUAAAUCCAAGUUCACAACACAAUCUAAACCGAAGAACCUGGACAAACUCAGCUCACAGAAAAAAACAAGAAAGCAAUUCAAGACAUCUACAAAACCCAGAAUAAAAAGCCACCAAAAUCAGACAAUCAUUCAAACACACCACCAGUCACAUUUUCCAUCAGAGGCCCCAUUCCAAAUCCCAUUUCCUCUUAAGGAACAACAUGCACCUGUGCCACAUCCAAAACCUCAGCCAAGGGUUCAGUCAGAGACCAGGACCCAGGCUGACCACUUCAAGGAUACCCCAAUGAAGGCAGUUCAUAAGGCCCCUAAUCUACCAGAGGAGGGCAAACCUUUACCAAGACCUGCCUUGGCCACAGAGAAGGCUGGUAGUUACAAACAUGGCCCUGGAGUCAUCAAAUCGACUAUUGACGAAGUUCCUCGUUCUCCCAUUAGCUCAUCAGUUCCUAAAGCAGGAAGAAAUGUCACAGUACCUCACACUCAGGCUCCUUCAAGACCUUUCUCUCCUUCCAGGACCACCUCUCACAGCUCCAACUCACCUGAGGGACACAUGGAGUCAAAACACUGAACAUCCUAUGGAGCGCAUCACAGGGGUAAUUCUCUUCCCAAACCUGUGGUGAGGCCAGGAGAAAAACCUGUUCAGCGCCCCCCUGUUCCUGAGAACAAGACACCCAAUCUGGUGGGGGAAUCCAAAGAUCACGAUAAACUCGUGGACCUGAAACAAGAAGACAAAGAGUCCAUCUUGAAGCCCCUCUCAGUGGUCACAGCCAAACCAAAGCACGAGCACAAGCAGCAGUUGACCACAGCCAUCCCUGCUGUAAACAGCAGCCGCUUUGACAUGCAUGAAAACGCUUCCAUAUUUAGACCCCUGCCUGCGUCAGAGGUAGAUAUCAUGGGCAAGAAGCGUUUUGUUGCUCCACAUGUUAUCUACAAGACAGAUAAGAAGCCAGAUGAGCCUUGCUCCAUCACUUCCUCCAUGGCUUACUUCCCUGAUGAGGAAGGCAGUGAUCAGAAUGUGACCGGUCCUCCCCGGACGGCGCCAUCCAACCUCACUGUGGUUACUGUGGAAGGCUGCCCAUCCUUCGUCAUCCUCGACUGGGAGAAAUCUGACAAUGACACCAGAGAGUAUGAAGUUGUGUCCACAACCACCGGACCACAUGGAAAAGAAGUGUCCAUACUGACAACCAACCAGACACACACAGCUGUGGAGAAUCUCACACCAGAGAGCAACUAUGAAUUCAAAGUGACGCCAAAGAAUGAACUGGGAACCGGACCCACCAGUGAGCCAGUUACUUUUAGCACAGAAUCAGCGGAUCCCCGUGUGAGCGAGCAAGCCUCAGGCAAGAAUGCCAUCUGGACUCAGUUCCCGUUUAAAGCCGACGCCUACUCUGAAUGCGAUGGAAAGCAGUACAUCAAGAGGACUUGGUACAGGAAGUUUGUGGGCAUCCAGCUCUGCAACUCCUUGAGAUACAAGAUCUACCUGAGUGACUCGCUCAAUGGGAAGUUUUACAACAUUGGAGAUCAGACGGGGUACGGUGAAGACCACUGUCAGUUUGUGGACUCCUUCCUGGAUGGUCUAACUGGAACAAGGAUGUUGGCUGAACAGCUGCAGAUCAGACAAGGGUUCUUCAGAGCAUUGAGACAUGAACCUGUAAACUUUGGCGAUAUUGGUGGAAAGUCUCAUGUGACUUACGUGGGCUGGUAUGAGUGUGGUACUCCCAUACCUGGUAAGUGGUAAGUCCCUGAGGAAG
Nematolebias whitei (Rio pearlfish) is the source of this 3285-nucleotide messenger RNA. RefSeq names its product target of Nesh-SH3 (gene abi3bpa). The transcript has 24 exons. The record is from RefSeq and is a predicted model, not a curated record. Gene Ontology annotation, biological process: positive regulation of cell-substrate adhesion; extracellular matrix organization. Gene Ontology annotation, molecular function: protein binding. NCBI's taxonomy places the organism in Eukaryota, Metazoa, Chordata, Actinopteri, Cyprinodontiformes, Rivulidae.